Messenger RNA from Torulaspora globosa, 261 nucleotides. It is a transcript of the gene LSM5, whose product is annotated as RNA-binding protein LSM5. Lineage: Eukaryota; Fungi; Ascomycota; Saccharomycetes; Saccharomycetales; Saccharomycetaceae. Gene Ontology annotation, cellular component: U6 snRNP; Lsm1-7-Pat1 complex; U4/U6 x U5 tri-snRNP complex. Gene Ontology annotation, biological process: mRNA splicing, via spliceosome. The record is from RefSeq and is a predicted model, not a curated record. The coding region runs from base 1 to 261 and encodes 86 amino acids. The transcript has a single exon. Gene Ontology annotation, molecular function: RNA binding.
AUGGCAACAAUACCGGAGGUUUUACCACUGGAGAUCAUAGACAAGACCAUAAACCAGCCGGUAUGGAUUGUUCUGCAGUCUAACAGAGAGUUCACCGGAACGUUGAUCGGGUUCGAUGAUUUUGUUAACGUUAUCAUAGAGGAUGCGGUGGAGUGGGUUUACAACAGCCAGUUCGAGGACGAGAAAAUCAUGGAGCACCACGGAAGAAUGCUAUUGAGCGGUAAUAACAUUGCAAUGCUGGUACCUGGUGGGAGAAGUUGA